AUGUAUUACUUUCUUAGGGCGCUAGCAGUGGCACUCCCCCUCGCCCAAGCGGCAGAUAUAUACGUCUCGCCCACCGGCGCAGACACCGCAGCCGGGACAAUCGACGCGCCGCUCCAGUCCAUCCAAGUUGCAGUCGACCAGGCGACUCCGGGAGACACUAUAUACCUUCGGAAGGGGACAUACGCCCCAUCGUCUAACAUCCAAAUCACGAAGAGCGGCACGGCGUCAGCACCAUACACGCUUCGUGCUUACAAAAGCGAAAAGGUGACUAUCGACGGGGAGGAUCUUCCUGGCACACCCGCCGACCUAGACGCUUCUCUCCCAAACGAAGACCGCGGCAUCAUCCACGUCCAGGACGCAGAAUACUGGGUGAUUAGCGAUCUCGUCCUCGUGAAUGGCCCGUACGGAGUGUAUGCGCGCGAUGCGUCGAACAACCGCUACGAGAGCCUCGUCACGGCGAAUAAUUACGAGACCGGGUUCCAGAUGCAGGGCGCGUCCGCGAAUAACACCGUGCUGUAUCUCGACUCGUACGGGAAUCGCGAUCCGCGCAAGAAUGGGGAGAGCGCGGACGGGUUUGCUUGUAAGGAGGGGGAGGGCGAGGGGAAUUUGUUGAAGGGGGCGAGGCUGUGGCAUAAUGUUGAUGAUGGGUUGGAUCUUUGGGAGUUCAAGUCGGCUGUGACGAUUGAGGAUACCAUCUCAUGGGGGAAUGGGUUCAACCGAUGGGAUUUCACCCCCUUCGAAGGCGACGGCAACGGCUUCAAGCUCGGCGGGGGCGACGACGCAGACAUCGGACCGGCGAACCACGUCAUCACGAACUGCUAUGCGUUCAACAACGCCAAAGAUGGAUUCACCGAUAAUUCACAGCCCGGAGAUUUCAAGCUGACGCGCAACACCGCAUGGAAUAAUGCUAAGGUAGGGUUCAAAUUUGGGACGGCUGUAGCUACACUGACUGGGAACGUCGCGGCCGUCAAUGGGGAGAAGCCGACGUCGUUGAGUGACGGGCAGGUUUCCCAGGGCAACUCCUGGGAUGGAAGUGCAAACUGGGGCAAUAGCAGUUUCGUCACAGUAGACAGCGAGCUGGUGAAGGGGGCUCGAGACGCGGAUGGCAAGAUCGCCAGCAGCCCGUUCUUGGUGCCGGCAUCUGGGGAGGAGAUUGGGGCUCGGACAGAUUGGGCUUAA
Molecule: messenger RNA, 1179 nt
Organism: Aspergillus campestris IBT 28561
Lineage: Eukaryota; Fungi; Ascomycota; Eurotiomycetes; Eurotiales; Aspergillaceae
Product: putative pectate lyase
Exons: 4
Coding region: 1-1179 (392 amino acids)
Source: RefSeq, a predicted model, not a curated record